ACAGACAUCAUCAGAGACUGACAGGCAGACAGACUGACAUACAUCCCCAGAGACAGACUGACACAUAUCCAGACAGACAUACAGAUAUCCCCAGAGACAGACAGACUGAUAUUCUCAGAAACAGACAAGUAUUACCUCAGGCUGAGUAAUAUAUCAGCAGACGGUUGAGAUUGUUGUCUGUCUCUGGGGAGACUGAUAUAUACCCAAAGUAGAAAUCGUCCCAGAAAGAGAGAGAUUAAAGCAUACCCAGUUGUGUCUCAUCACAUUGGAGCGAAAGAGAUCCUGGUAUAUCCCUAGGGGCAGAAACUGGUAGAUUCCUAGGGGCAGUCAAAGAUAGUAUAUUCACAAGGACUGAAAUGCAAUAGUCAGUGAAACUACUGUCUGUCUAAAUAUAACAGACACUUGUAAACCUCCGAGAGCAGAUUCUAGUGUAUGCCUGAUGACAGACAGGUUUGGAGAGCCCAAUAAGACCUCUUUGUAGAUAUUAAAAUAAACAAACUGAUACCAUAAAACAAUAAAGACAGUCACUUAAAUCCCAUUGACGAUGGACAGAUAAACAUAUACCGAAAGUUUUUACGAGACAGAUAAAUCUCCCUGGAAGGUCCAAGGAGGUCAGAGAUAGAGCUUGGGCUAUGGAUCGCAGCAAGUGUGAGAGAUGUACAAAGAAAUCACAUGGUGGUACGGUUUGUAUGGAACAUCCUCCGUCUUCCUGUGUGCGAGGCAGCAUACGCCAAGGUGGAAGUGAAAGGAAUGGACAUUCCAGAUCAGCCAACACAGUUGUGUUCCCAGCAGCCCGACCCAGUGAAUUGCGCAGAGCAGCAACACAGGUACAACACCAAACACGUUCCCGAAAUCUGGGUAAGAAGAAGGAUGUGGAUAGCAGCCGGAUACAGCACUACAUUCCUCACCGUGGUGUGGACUCCCCGGCCUACAUGAAUGCUGUCCGUCGGAAUUUGGAGGAGAAAAAUGCCAAUCUUAUGAAAACAAUCAUUGAGGAUGAGAAGAGGUCCCUGGAGAGUGCCACUGAGCUACUGCAGCAGUACAACAAAACAGAGCAUAAUAUGGCGGCACUGAAGUCAUGGUCAGAGCGUCAGUUGAGAGAAGCACAGCAAGACCUGGAGGAAACCAGAAUGAAGGGGGAGCAGCGUUUGAAGGAACUACAGAAUCAAGUGGAAGCCUGCGACAAGAAGCUGAGAGAUGCUCAAAAAGACUUGCAACAGUUGCGAGAUUACCGAGAUAGGGAUCGUUCGGUUAAAGCGCUGGAGAUUGCAGACCUUCAGAGACAGCUCAAGUCGCUUAGUGACGCCUACCAGGACAGAAUCUCAGAUGUAGAAGCUUUAGCUCAAACAGAGUUACAGAAUGUUUCCAAAAAGCAUGAAAAUCGGAUGGACGGCAGCCUCCAACGUAUAGCGCAGCAUCAAAUAGACACCCUACCACCCUCCAUAAAACGAAUGUAUCUAGAAAACAAGAAGAUGAAAAAGGACAUUGCUGUACAUGAGAAGGCCAUCACAGAGCUUGAAGACGAGAUUGGACAUUUACGAGUGACAAGGAAUUCCCUGCAAAGAUCAGCAAGAGAAUUGAUUGGGAAAUGGUGCCGGGACCUCCUUCUCCAUGAACCACGAUGUUCCCCCGAGGAAGAUUUGAUCUUUGACAUCCCGGAGAAUGAGGACCUCCCCAUUUAGCACCUAACAGCUGGAAAAGAGACAGAAGUGCCAUAGAUUGCCCAUUAAGUUUUCACUCCAUGUUCUAUGUGCCUCACUGUCCUCACCUUUACUUACUGUUGAAUGUACUGCAGGUAACCCUAUAUUCCUUUUUAUUGUACUUGCCUUUUCCUUAUAAAAAAUAAAGAGGAUGAGGAUUCGGCCA
Messenger RNA from Pelobates fuscus (common spadefoot toad), 1866 nucleotides. Its product is annotated as GRIP1-associated protein 1-like. NCBI's taxonomy places the organism in Eukaryota, Metazoa, Chordata, Amphibia, Anura, Pelobatidae. Bases 633 to 1682 code for a protein of 349 amino acids. The record is from RefSeq and is a predicted model, not a curated record. The transcript is spliced from 10 exons.